Scomber japonicus (chub mackerel) is the source of this 5351-nucleotide messenger RNA. It is a transcript of the gene tbl1xr1a, whose product is annotated as TBL1X/Y related 1a. Gene Ontology annotation, molecular function: transcription corepressor activity; protein binding. Lineage: Eukaryota; Metazoa; Chordata; Actinopteri; Scombriformes; Scombridae. Gene Ontology annotation, biological process: regulation of transcription by RNA polymerase II. The transcript has 16 exons. The record is from RefSeq and is a predicted model, not a curated record. Gene Ontology annotation, cellular component: histone deacetylase complex. Bases 386 to 1933 code for a protein of 515 amino acids.
UUGGCUCUUUUCUCUACUAGCGAGCAAACCUACAAUCUAGACCCAACUGUCCAUCCAGCUCAUUUUUAAGGGGAUUUAUCAACAUAUAUGCCCGUGUAUCCAAAACACAUCGGUCAUUGGGGAUUCCUAGCACCGGUUGGCCGGGUCUGAGGGCGGUUAUAACGCUUUUUUCGAGGUUUAAUUAGAGCUUGAAACAACGCUGGUGGAGGAGGAGGAGAUUCCAUAUUAGGAGCACAGAGGAGAAGGCACCCCCCUUGUGUGAUUUGGAGCUUUUGGUCCUGAGUACAUGGUACAAGGCUGUCACUGAACAUACCGGUGGUGCAGACAGACUUACUACUGUGGCUUGGUGUGUGCGUGCUGACCUCAUGGUGUAACAGGAGUAAAGAUGAGCAUUAGCAGUGAUGAGGUCAAUUUCCUGGUCUACAGAUACUUACAGGAGUCAGGGUUCUCCCACUCAGCGUUUACGUUCGGUAUAGAGAGUCACAUCAGCCAGUCCAACAUCAACGGUGCUCUGGUUCCCCCUGCUGCCCUCAUCAGCAUCAUCCAGAAGGGCCUGCAGUAUGUCGAGGCUGAAGUCAGCAUCAAUGAGGACGGCACGUUAUUUGACGGGCGGCCCAUCGAGUCUCUCUCCCUGAUCGACGCGGUGAUGCCGGACGUGGUUCAGACGAGGCAGCAGGCGUACCGGGACAAAAUGGCCCAGCAGCAAGCCGCCGCUUCGGCGCCGGCAUCAGCGACCGGAGGCAACAUUGCAGGCAACGCCAAGAAUGGAGAGAAUACUGCCAACGGGGAGGAGAACGGAGCCCAUGCCUUAGCUAACAACCACGCAGACCUGAUGGAGGUGGACGGAGAUGUGGAGAUCCCUCAGAACAAGGCCAUGGUCUUGAGGGGUCACGAGUCAGAGGUCUUCAUCUGUGCCUGGAACCCAGUCAGUGACCUGCUGGCAUCGGGGUCCGGUGACUCGACGGCUCGGAUCUGGAACCUGAGUGAGAACAGUACAAGCAGCUCCACACAGCUGGUCCUGAGACACUGCAUACGAGAGGGAGGACAGGACGUUCCCAGCAACAAAGACGUCACCUCGCUAGACUGGAAUAGCGAGGGCACACUGUUAGCAACAGGCUCAUAUGACGGCUUUGCUAGAAUAUGGACGAAAGAUGGUAACCUGGCCAGCACACUUGGCCAACACAAAGGUCCAAUCUUUGCCCUGAAGUGGAAUAAAAAAGGCAAUUUCAUCCUUAGUGCAGGAGUAGACAAGACAACAAUCAUAUGGGAUGCUCACACAGGAGAAGCCAAGCAGCAGUUUCCCUUCCAUUCAGCUCCAGCACUAGAUGUGGACUGGCAGAGCAACAAUACAUUCGCCUCUUGUAGUACAGACAUGUGCAUCCAUGUCUGUAAACUGGGACAAGACAGACCCAUCAAAACAUUCCAGGGACACACAAAUGAAGUAAAUGCAAUCAAGUGGGAUCCCACAGGGAACCUGCUCGCCUCUUGUUCAGACGACAUGACGUUGAAGAUCUGGAGUAUGAAGCAGGACUCGUGUGUUCAUGACCUGCAGGCCCACAGUAAAGAAAUCUACACCAUCAAAUGGAGUCCCACCGGCCCUGGAACCAACAAUCCCAGCGCUAACCUCAUGCUAGCCAGUGCAUCAUUUGACUCCACCGUUCGUCUCUGGGACGUGGAGAGAGGCAUCUGUAUCCACACGUUGACAAAACACCAAGAGCCAGUCUACAGCGUGGCUUUCAGUCCUGACGGUCGGCAUUUGGCCAGCGGCUCCUUUGACAAAUGCGUGCACAUCUGGAAUACACAGACAGGAGCCUUAGUCCACAGUUACAGAGGGACGGGGGGAAUCUUCGAGGUUUGCUGGAACGCAGCAGGGGACAAAGUGGGAGCCAGCGCAUCAGACGGAUCUGUGUGUGUACUAGACCUUCGGAAAUAGUGCUGCUGUUGGAAGCCAUGGACCGACCAUGAAUGUGUACAUAGCCAAAUGACUGUCCCUGCCUGCCCUGCGGCCUGCUCACGCUUACGACUAUGGCCCCGCCCACUGACAGAGACAGGAAGCAGGAAACAGGAACAGGAAGCAAGCACCCGACACAGCAGGUCCAGACACGGGGAUGAACAGAUGGACGGACAGAUGGACAGACAAAAUGGGCGGACGGACGCGCCCCUCUCUAUCUGUGCAGACUCUUACAGAGAUGCAGAAGGGACGCAGUGAAAAAAAGAAAAAAAAAAACUGUUAGAAAAAGAAAAAAAAAGUUACAGAUCCGUAUAUGUACCAAAAUUUGGAAGCUAUUUUGCUUUUUUGAUCUUUAAACCAUGCUCAUUGUCAUCAAAAUGAAAAACAAUGAAAAAAGUGUUGAUCUUUGUUACUAGUUGGAUCUCAUUGUGCAGACAUAUCAACUUCACCACCAUAAAAAUAGGAUGGCACUUAGUUUUUUUAAAUUUUCGGAUCUCUUGUUUCAAUGUUUUUAUAUUUUUUAUCUUUGGUGGGAGGGGAAGGGGGAGGGCUGGGGUGACAGUCGGUCAGGUCAGAGUUUUAUUAAGUGGAGAAGUACAUACUUACUCGGACAUGCACACCAAACACUUCUCAAAAAGUACAGUGUCCUCAUCAUGAUUUCAAACCAAUGUGGCAAACUUAAAGGCUUUUUUCUCUCUCCCUCUCCACGUGUUCCAGUAAUGGCUUCUGAAGUAACCUUUGAAAUGCAGUAAUUCAGGUGUUGUCAUUUCCAGAGGACAUGUUCUGGAUCACCUGUGUACAUCUAGAUGCUUUAAAAACCAGUUCCUUUGUGCACUACUUGAUCUAGAUGGAUUUACCUGCAGUUCUCUCUGGACCCCCCAUCUUGAUUGGCAAGAAGCUGACUUUUCCCUCCACUUCGCCCAACGUCCGAGGCUGUUUCGUGUUUUUAGAUAAUGAUGCAACAGGAAGUCAGGUCCCAUCUCAGCCAGCAGUGCUUUUCCACCUUUGUAAAACAUAUACAAAUGUACAUAAAUAACUCUGAACAGUGUCCUCCUUUUCGUUGCUUUGGUGAGACCUCAAAUAUUUGUGAUUUGAUUCAUCGACACUCUCGAAGGCCUCGAAUCGACAAACGCGCAUGAUGCCCUGAAGCGUGGCAGUGAAAAAUAUCAACUGAUCAUCCCAUUAAAAUUGUUGUGCUAUUUUUAGGUUUUUGGAGAUGUGAUAUUCUCAGAGGCAAAAAUACUGAGUUAAACCACAGAGGGCAAAGCCAAAGAGAAACCCCUGAGUAACAGAGGAAGUAGCUUAUGUUAGAUUCUAAAAGCUUUGCUCUGUUAAUGCAUUUACACAAUCAUGUCAGACCUGGAAGAACUUAAAAACAUAAUGUUAUUUCAACCUGAAGUGUUCACGUAUUACUCAGAUAGGCUAAAUCAAAUGUAUAGCUUACACAUUUGUAGUGGUUUGUUAACAAGUGAAACCAAAUACAUAUAGUUGAAUGGUUCCUAUUUGUUAGCUGAAUAAACUAUAAUAUUUGAUUUAAUAUAGCAGUCAUGUUGCAACCAUAUUACUGACACUGAGUUACAAUUACGAGGCCAAACAGCUUCUUCCACCAUAGUUACGUUUGAGCAAUAUUCAGGAAUAUGGCGUGAAGCUGUGUCUGAAAUCACUCCCUCAUUUGCUAUUUAUUAUAUAAUAGCGAAUCAAUUGUAAAAUGUAUAGUUUCCAUAAAUUAAGAUUGAUUGAUUGAAUGACUGACAUGUAAUAAUAUGACUAAUGUAUGUGUCGAUCAAAUGGGAAAGUAUUAGCAAUUAUUAGUGGAUUGUUAGCUAAAACUACUUCAUACAUUAAGUACACUACUUUUCCACGUUUGUUAAGGCGUUAAAUAGAGCAUACAUUUUGGACAUACAUAAUUCAGAUGACUAAUAAUAAGUAUAAUGCACUACAUAGCAAAUGGGGAGUAUUGUAGGACACAGCCUACUUGUUCUAAGCUAGCUGACUUAACUAGCCAAUUUUCCCAACUUCAAAGGAGCCAUAUGUAUGUCACAAUUACCCUGGUCAUGAAUGAAUGUGAAACAAUGUUUGAAUUCAUUUUAAAAAUGCCUUUGUUUUCUCUUUUUUGUUGUUGACCAAAGUUCUGGGUUUGUUGUUCAAAUGUUACCGUUAGCCAGUAUGCUAACGUGCUUUAGAAAAGCCUGAUCUCUUGGCUCUGCCCUCUUUGAGGUUUAAUUCAAACAAUAGCUUGAUCGAUGUUAAAAUCGCUCUGUCCCUAUAAAAUAUUUUUAUAAUUGAAACUCUUUUUUACUAUUUUUAAUAACGUGGCCACCCAAAUUUAUCUGGCGCGGAGUGGAGGGGAGGAGCUGUUUGUCAAACAGGCUAACGUUUGUCGAGAUAGAUUUACAUCGCAAAACGGUCAAAACUACAGUCUGAACUGAAUUUUCAUGAGUACACUUUUGGGAAUCAAACGCAGCAGCAGAUCCAACAUUAACGCAAUAUGGGAACAUUUUAGUUUUUGUCUGUUUUGAUUUGUUUUCACUAUGUGGGGUAAAACUUAACUAUAUGUAUGCUGUUUUGAAGGAAAUAAACAAACCACACAUACAAAGACUUGCAGUAGCUAAGGGUCAAUUGUACAGUCUUUUACUCCCACAACAUGAUAGUCUUGAUCAAUUAAAAACAGUAAAACAGACAUUAGAAUUCAUCGACCCUUUCACCUUCAUUCUCGAUUGUUCACCACCCGAGUUCUGCUCAAAUUUUAUCCAGAUGUUCCCCACUGACGAGACAUUUUAUACUCUUUUAAAGAAAAAUUUAAAGUUACAUUUUUGUAAUUUCUUUGUAGAUUUAAAAAAAAUGUGAAUUGAUGAUUUAUUGGCAGUGUUAAUUUACAUGUUCUAUAAAUUGAAAGAUUUUGUUUUCAUACUCUGAUGCUAUUGCAAAUAGUAAAGGUUGACCCUGUAAUGUAAAGCUCACUGAGCUGAGCUGUCAUUCUGAAGGCACCUUGACUGGGAGGGAUUUCCCAGGAGAAAAAUUACCACUAAAUUUGUCUAUGUUUUAAUAAAGACAUGUUUUACUUUUUCUUUUGCUUGAAUCUUUUUGGGAAGCAUUGUCCCAAAAAAUGUGCAAAGGAGAAAAUUAUUUUCUCCUGAAACUCCUCUUGGCUUACAUAGAAAGACAAUUCAAAAAAAGUGACUCUUAAAAUUGAAUAAAAUUGUAAUUUUUCAAUCAAGCCAAGACUCUGGGGAAUUUUUCUGCCCCCCCCCCCCUUUUUCAUUGUUAAAGUUGGGAGUCAUACAGAUGUUUUGAGGAGAACGUUGCUCUGUAGGGCAGAUGUGAUCUCUGUGGUCUCGUAUGGAAUUAUAUCUCUGUCACAAUUCUGAGGGCACAUUUUAAGCACAAACAUGGAUUAUAA